Lineus longissimus is the source of this 6917-nucleotide messenger RNA. RefSeq names its product low-density lipoprotein receptor-related protein 2-like. The transcript has 14 exons. Lineage: Eukaryota; Metazoa; Nemertea; Pilidiophora; Heteronemertea; Lineidae. Bases 131 to 4990 code for a protein of 1619 amino acids. The record is from RefSeq and is a predicted model, not a curated record. Gene Ontology annotation, molecular function: protein binding. Gene Ontology annotation, cellular component: plasma membrane.
AUAUGACUCUACCAGGGACAUAGGCCAAUAUAAAGUGUGGUCAUUGCUGUUUCGCAAUCAAUGUCUUCGGGAGUGGAUUAGGAAAAGCGGAUUAUCUACACGGAUUUUUGAGAAUAUCGUUGCCGUUGAAAUGGCUUCAGCGAAAGGCCCGGCGGUUGCGUUUCACAACCCCAUCUACAGCCUCAGCCCAGCUGCCUCUGGAAACGAUGCAUCGGUGGAAAUGUCAGGAUUUAACUCGGACGAUGUCUCAAUGGAUGACAUCCGGCUUAUUGACCAAUCAGCGUCUAUAUGGCAGAAAAUUAAGUCACACAAGCUGGUUUCCGGUAUCCUGACCCUAGUGGCUGUUGGCAUAGUGGUGGUCAUUUCAGUGGUGGCACUUUAUUAUACAGGAAACUUGUCCGGCCUAAGCUCACCUUUGGGGAGCAGGAGCGGGAAUCUCACCACAGCACCUACCACUACCCCACAUGUCACAACAACUUUGUCCAGAGCCUCUACCACGCAAAAAACAGCCGCAAAAACGCCAACGACCACAACAACUUCGUCCAGAGCCUCUACCACGCAAAAAACAACCGCAAAAACGCCAACGACCACAACAACUUUGUCCAGAGCCUCUACCACGCAAAAAACAACCGCAAAAACGCCAACGACCACAACAACUUUGUCGAGAGCCUUUACCACGCAAAAAACAACCGCAAAAACGCCAACGACCACAAAAACUUCGUCCAGAGCCUCUACCACGCAAACAACAGCACCAAAAACGCCAACGACCACAACAACAACAACGACGACGACAACAACAGUUAUGCCUCCGACAACAACAAUUGCAGCACAGAACAAAUGUGUUUCAAAUGUCUUUUUCGACGAGGUGUGUUCAGCUUUGGCAGGCUGGAAGACGACGAUAAGGCCAAACUUAAUGAACCAGACGAAAUUCCUUGUAGCUCGGGAUGCGGUGAAGGCGAUUCAAUCCAUGUCUCUACAUGAUAGCCCUAUUUGCGACAGAAGGAUCCUGGUACACUUCGCCUGUGCCGUCUACUUCCCAAAGUGUGUAAACGACCAGGCCGUGUUGCCCUGCAAGGAGUACUGCAUUGAUACAUACAAAUUCUGUUACGGCCUCACUGCGCUCGAUUCCCUCAUGUCUGAAUGCAUCAGGAACUACCCCUCGAGAUCCCCUGGUGGUACAUGCGUCCGACAACCGCAACUGUUCAACUGUAGUGCAGGUGAGUUCAUGUGCAUGAAUGGGCCAAUGGUCUCCAACAAGACUACGUGCAUCCAAGCAGACAGGCGCUGUAACUACCAGUACGAUUGCUUAGACCUGUCAGACGAGAAGAACUGCAAUAGAACUUGUCCUUUAGAAGAAUACAGUUGCAAAAAUGGCAGCCGAAGUAUCUUGAAUCCAUCCUCGGUCUGCAUCAAGGUCUCCGAGCGCUGUGACGGCAAGAACCAUUGUAGUGAUGGCAGCGACGAGAUGGACUGUGAUGGCGACUGCGGAAAGGAUUGGUUCAAAUGCGAAAAUGGUACCGACACCAUCACAGGAGGGCAUUGCAUCAACAUGACCCGCCACUGUGACGCCAUCAAGGACUGCACAGAUGGCUCGGAUGAGAAGCAUUGUCCGGAGAGACAGUGCCAUAAACAUGAGAUGAAAUGUGACCGCGGCAUUAACAGAUAUACUAGAACAAACUGCCUCCUGAAUAUUUACGCAUGUGAUCGGGACAAAGAUUGUUAUGAUGGCUCCGACGAGUCAGGUUGUAACUACACAUGCAGGGCUGGUUUCUUCGGCUGCAAGACGGGAAAGUUAGCAAUAAAUCCAUUUUACGGUUACUGCAUCAAUAGCACAAUGGUAUGCGAUGGGAUGGCCGAGUGCGAGGACUUUAGUGAUGAGUUGAAUUGCAAUGGGACCUGUCCUAAUGGCGGAUUUAGAUGUUUGAACGGCACUGCUAAGUACUCAUCCCCAAUUAGCUCUAGGAAAUCACACUGUUUGCCGCGAUUCUACAGGUGCGACGGAAUAGGACAGUGUGAAGAUAACAGCGAUGAAAAGAACUGCAAUCGGACUUGUAAACUCAGCGAGUUUCGAUGUGAGAAUGGGACUGAUGUUAACAACGGCGAUGACUGCGUGACCCGCUACGAGCUGUGUGAUAAAGUUAACCAGUGUAGUGACGGCAGCGAUGAAAAGAAUUGUAAAUACAUGUGCCUCCAGGGGGAGUUUAUGUGUGAACAGGGGUCAAAGUCGGGUAACAUGAGUGGCUACUGCAUCUUCGCAAAUCAAAAGUGCGAUGGCAUCGCGCAGUGCGAAGACGGGAGUGAUGAAAAAGGAUGUACGAACAUUAUCUGUCCUGAAAAGUUCAAAAGAUGUCGGAACGGGACCGAUAAAAUUGGUAACCAGUGCAUACCGGAUGAUGAAUUUUGUGACAAAAAGUUCGACUGCUCCGAUAAAUCAGAUGAGUUAAAUUGUACUUUUAGGUGUUCUGGUAACUUUAGUUUCGAGUGCGCAAAAAGCCCUGCUGUGACAAGGCGCGUUGGGGUUCCCCCUUACUGUGUUCAUUGGUAUCAGCAUUGCAACGGUCCCAAAGACUGUAUAGACGGAAGUGACGAGCUGAACUGUGCGUCCGUACCGUGUCCACCGCAACAUUUCCGCUGCUUGAAUGGGAAGGACUGGUUACACGGCGACUACUGUAUCAGGGGACAGUAUAAAUGCGACAGGACGCGCGACUGCACGGACGGUAGCGACGAGCUGGCAUGCACCUACCGCUGCCCUACCGGCCAGUUUAAGUGUCAAAAUGGAAGCAUCAUGACCUCGCCCGGGCGUGGGUACUGCCUUGCGGAGGACAAAGUCUGUAACGGAGUCCACGAUUGUGCCGACGGGUCCGAUGAGUUAGACUGCAAAAAGAAGAACUGCUCGGAUUCUGAAUUCCGCUGCAAGAACGGCACCAACAAACACAGCGGAUCCACUGACUUCUGUAUCAACAAGGACUACACCUGUGACCGCGAUUUCGACUGCACGGACAGGAGUGACGAGGCGCCCAUCUACAACUGCACGUACUCGUGCUCGCCCGGGUACUUCUCAUGCAAGAAUGGAACAAGGACAGUGGGAUUUGGUCACUGCAUCCCGGGCUACUACGUCUGCGACAAAUGGGCGGAUUGUAUAGACCACAGUGACGAAAAGCUUUGUAACCAUCGGUGUAGCGAUAACGAGUUUAAGUGCCUGAAUGGAUCAGACCUGGCCAACCAAAAGGUUUGUACGAAGCGUGUUUAUCGUUGUGACAAGAAGAAAGACUGCUCUGACAACAGUGAUGAGGAGGCUUGCAAUUACGUCUGCCCAAAUGGCACCGUGAAAUGCCACAUUGGCGUUCUCAAAUCAGGGCGUGGCUUCUGUUUCAACACGAAUCAGGAUUGUGACGGCAAGAUCGACUGCGCAGAUGGGAGUGAUGAAAGAGACUGCGGUGCGAAGCAGUGCCCCACGGAUCACUUCAGAUGCCUAAAUGGUAAAGCUAUUGCCAGUGGAUCCUACUGCAUUUACAAGGAUCUCCGUUGCAACCGCAAACAAGACUGUUCAGAUGGCAGUGACGAAAGGGACUGCCCGCCUUACGCAUGCCCGGAUGGAAAGUUCAAGUGUGCGACGGGUUCGGCCUCCUUGAGAUACGCCCCGUAUCAAGGCUUUUGUGUCAACGCUACGUCUCGCUGUGACGGUUACUUCGACUGCGCGGACAGGAGUGAUGAAAAUUCUUGCAACGUGACAAAAUGUCCCACCGGAGAGUUCCUCUGCAACGGGGAACAUGCAACAAACAAACAUAACGGGCAUCGUUGUUUACCUUUGUCGUACAAAUGUGAUCGCGACCCAGACUGCACGGACAAAAGUGACGAAUGGAACUGCACGUACACGUGUCCUAACAUAAAUCAAGUUGCAUGCCAACAGGGAACACUUAGGCGGUUCCCGUUUUACGGAUUCUGUAUCAACAGGGCUGAAACGUGUGACGGAUUUUUAGACUGUGUUGAUGGUUCAGACGAGAAGGACUGCGGUAGGCGCUGCCCCGCGAACAUGUGGGCGUGUAAGAACGGGGUGAGUGUCUACACCAUGUCCAGGUGCAUCAAAAGUACCUACAAGUGUGACAGAGAUCGCGACUGUACAGACGGCAGUGACGAGGCGGAGUGCACCACCGCCUCGUGCAUCUUUGGUAACUUUACCUGCAAGAUUGGCACGACGAACUACAGGCCAUACCAAAGGUGUACGCCAGUCUCUACAAGAUGCGACGGAAGCUGGCACUGUAUGGACGGAAGCGAUGAAAAGGGUUGCAACAAGGCGUGUAAUGCAACGGAAUUCAAAUGUGCACAGUCGUUAGCCGCCGCGGACGGGGAGCGAUGCAUCAACUUGAACCACAAAUGCGACAGGAUCGAGGACUGUCUGGAUAAAAGUGACGAGAAGGACUGCAGUUAUCAGUGCCCCGCCUCCGACGACUUCAUGUGCACAAGUGGCGCCAUUAACAGCACCUUCCUUAGAGAGCGUCGCUUCUGCGUAAAUAAGACGCAGCGAUGUGACAAAAAAGUGGACUGUAGAGAUGGAAGCGAUGAAAAGGACUGCAUCAAAUGUGCCCCGACUGAAUUCAAGUGUACCAACGGCACCAAGAAAGGAGACUCUACGGAAUGUAUUGAUGCGGAGGUCAGGUGUGACAGGGUUGAAGACUGCACUGACAGUAGCGACGAGAAGGCAUGUAACUAUACCUGCGACCCCACUAUCUAUUUCAAGUGUGCCACUUCCACGAUUGUGACUGCCCCAUAUAGAGGAUUUUGUGUCAAAAUUUCACAGAAAUGUAAUGGGUUGUACGACUGUCGCGACAAAAGCGAUGAGGCAAACUGCUCCUGUCCAUCCGGACAUUUUCUCUGUAAAAUUGGUGCAAACAUCGACGGCACGGGGCGAUGUAUUCCUAACGCGAAAAAAUGUGAUAAGAAGCAAGAUUGUACCGACAAUAGCGACGAAGAUGGCUGCUCAUCGGGCUAGAGGGUUUUGGCAAUUUCAACAACUUUUGAUAUGUUUCGUUCUUCACAGUAAAUUAUUGGUCAACAAGCUAAAGCCUCAAUAAACUAAUCACCUAAAUUGAACAGGCAGAAUGGCAUCCACCGCCCAUAAACCUGUAUCUCCAGGUUCAGAAACUGUCUCAGAUCAGAGAACGAUACUAUUUUGAACACCAUUCAAUCGGUCAAGGCCUGCGAGCGCGAGUUUUAAUGAUCUCAAAAUUUGUUUUGCGUGUUGUUGGACAUGAAGUUUGUCUAUAUCCGAAUGUGUUCGUGUUGGCUACUGAUUUGCAAGUGACCCAACUUCAGCCGAAAAUGAUGAUUUCUACAAGUGACGUGUCUCAAUUCUAAUACGUAAAUGUUUUGGCAAACCUGUUAAUCGUUGCGACUAUUUGCGAUUUGAUUCUUUAAAAAUUUCACGGUCAUUGCAUUGGGUUUGUAAGGGAGGAAAAAACGCUAUUCACAUGUUUACAAGUUAGCAUGUGUACUGUGUUCAGUACGAACAAUUUUAUUAUUUUUAUACUUAUUAGGAGUUAACUGUGAUGUCGUCGUAUAAGCUUAUUUGCAUCUUGUAUUAUUUACUCAAGAAUCGAUACGAUAUAGUUAAUCAUACAAGAGUGUUUCAAAUAUUUGAAAGACUAUGAUCAUAUCAACGAUAUUGGGUACCCUACAAUGCAAUUACAUGUGUGUGUUCAGAAUACUUAACAAAAAUCUAUAUUAGAGGGGUACUUUCAGUUCCUAGCAUUCAGUUUAACCAGAGUCUUUCAUAUAAUUUAUUUGAAAGAAUCUUACCUAUGUAUGCGGCGGUAAAAUCAAAUGUAAAUUUGUAGAGUGAUAUAAAAUUUUAUAAAAUUUGACUGAUAAAACCAGAGCAUGUUGUUUAUCGAUAGCUACACUUCAUUAUCUGCUAGAGUAAACUAUGAAAAGUAUUUCACUCUUCAAGAAUUUUAUCUUGGUAUUACGACCUCAUCAAAUUGUCAGAAUGAACGGAAUAUAACGGCACGUGAUAAAAUCAUGCUAAUUUCCAAUUUAAGGUACAUGUAGUAGUAGCAGAAGAUAAUGCCGGACCGACACUAAUGCUAAUAUAGAGUUACUCUUUAGAGGGCAGUUCUGGCAUGCAUCUAGCAUGUGAACAGGAAUGCAAACUUUUGUGUCAACUCGAGAGUGUAUAUCUCUGGCGCCCUCUCACAUAAACCAUGUAGCCUAUCUCCUGUUGGUCCUCCCUUCAAUUCAAAAACAUCUUCGCAACUAUUCUUGUUUUUGGCAUGAUUUUAUCAUGUGCAAUCGUAUAUCGUUCAUUCCGUUUGUUCUGUCAAUUCGACGAGGCCUGAUAUUUAUAACCACUUGCUCUCGUUUCCUUGAGAGUUGUUGAGCGAUUGAGGGCGAUAUAGGCCUACACAGUUUGAGACCUCUUGUUAUUUCCUAUUGUCUUGAAAAAUAUUCCUUUAAUCCGUCCAUCUCAUGAACUAAAUGUACUUUGCAGGUAAUCAUGUGCCGGCAAAACAACCUCUGUGACAUUUUUUAAAGUUUAUAUGCAGGAACGUCAAUUGGCAUGAUUUACGUACAUGUACUGAUGCCCUUCUUGAAACACUAGGGAAACCAGGCUUACUGAACAGAUGAAGAAAUACACACUUAUCCGAAUUGACAUCACAUCAGAGUCUUCAAAUAAACUCUGAGAACAUAUUGUGUCAAACAUACUUACUAAAUAGUACAUGCUAGUUCCUCUUUCGUUAAGUAGGUAUCACCCUUAGUAUUUCAAGGAGGGUAGAGUGAGGAACUGUGAUAAGUAAUACUAGCAAAAUUUUGAUGUAAAUACUGAAUAAUUAUAUUAGUAUGCGUGUGUUGUGUAUAAUUAUUUAAACGUGUCUGUAUUUUAUUGAAUAAAUGCCUCUCAGAAAUCUAUUAAAGGAACA